AUGCGUCAGCCAUUCAAUCAGUCACUGCGUCAACCAUUCAAUCAGUCACUGCGUCAGCCAUUCAAUCAGCCACAGCGUCAGCCACUCAAUCAGCCACUCUAUCAGCAACUGCGUCAGCCACUCAAUCAGCCACUGCGUCAGUCACUCAAUCAGCCACUGCGUCAGUCACUAAAUCAGCCAAUGCGUCAGCGACUCAAUCAGCCAAUGCGUCAGCCACUCAAUCAGCCAAUGCGUCAGCCACUCAAUCAGCCACUCAAUCAGCCACUGUGUCAGCCACUCAAUCAGUCACUACGUCGUCCAUUCAAUCAACCACUGCGUCAGCCACUCAAUCAGCCACUGUGUCAGCCACUUAAUCAGCCACUGCGUCAGCCACUCAAUCAGCCACUCAAUCAGCCAAUGCGUUAG
Liolophura sinensis is the source of this 405-nucleotide messenger RNA. RefSeq names its product proline-rich P65 protein homolog. Bases 1 to 405 code for a protein of 134 amino acids. The record is from RefSeq and is a predicted model, not a curated record. The transcript has a single exon. NCBI's taxonomy places the organism in Eukaryota, Metazoa, Mollusca, Polyplacophora, Chitonida, Chitonidae.